UCCCAUAUGUAAAUGUUGGCUUGGUGAUAAAAUAGAUUAAAAAUCAGAACAAAAUGUAUUUAAAGGAUUAUUAGAUAUCAGGAUGUCACUGACUUCUAUUAAAUCUAUGCAUGGCCAACACGAGAACAAUCAAAUGAUGGUAAAGGCAGCUUGAAUCAUCCAGGCGGCACGUGACGAUGGACCCACAAGUACCGACAGGAGUAGACUCGAUUUCCCAGAGUGCUUUGCAAACAGAGCAACAAAUAUGGCGGCUCGCUUCCCCGGUACCUGUGGACGUGACGGGGUUUAUCAACAGAUGAGCUAAGGGAACCUCCGCCGAGCUGCUGACAUUAUUACCGCUGUUGCACAGCCGCCAUUCCUUUCACUCGACUGCACAGGCUGUCCGGCCCUAAACGGAAAGAAAUGCCUUCUCCCAAGACCAAGAGCGCCGGCCGCAGGGACGGAAGCCCGGUGCUCGGCAGCUCCUUUGAGUUCGUGUCGCUGACGAAGCCGCUGAACCGGUCCUCCUCCCCGCCGCACCUCCUGCAGCGACAGGGCUCCGACCCGACCGCGGCCCGCCUCCGGGCCUCGGAGAGCCCGUCGCGCCGCCGCGGCUCCGGCUCCUCCACGGGCUCGGCGAGCGGCCAGGGGCCACCUGAGGAGGACGGCAUCCGGCUGAACCCGUCGCUCAUCGGCAUCUCGCUCAGCUCCCUGCUCGCCAUCGACCUCUGGCUGUCCAAGCGGCUCAGCGUGUGCGCCUGCGAGGACUCGUCGUGGGGCAGCGCCCGGCCGCUGAUGAAGCUGAUCGAGGUGUCCGGCCACGGCAUCCCGUGGCUGGCGGGGGCUGCCUACUCUCUGUACAAGAGCGACAGCGCUGCAGGGCAGGAAGUCAUGCUCAACCUGCUCAUGGGCCUUCUGCUGGACCUGAUCCUGGUGGGCAUCGUCAAAGCAGUGGUGCGUCGGCGUCGUCCUUCUCACAACCAAAUGGACAUGUUUGCCACGUUCUCCGUGGACCGCUACUCCUUCCCCUCCGGUCACUCCACCCGAGCCGCCAUGUGCGCCCGGUUCCUGCUGGCUCACCUCGUGCUGGCCGCGCCCCUGAGGGUCCUGGUCUUGCUCUGGGUGGGCCUGGUGGGGCUUAGCCGUGUGCUGCUGGGCAGGCACAAUGUGACCGAUGUGCUGUUUGGGUUUUGGAUGGGUUACUGCCAAUACAACCUGGUGGAGAUACUGUGGCUCUCUCCUCAAACUCUACAGGGGCUACUGGGCCAUUUAGCUUAAUUGUAAAGACUAUAAUAUGAGAAGAGUGCGUUUAAAAGGUUUUUACUUUAAGGUCCUCUGCACAUUUUUAUUUUAUUUCUACAUCCUAAGAUGUUUUGCUUUGGGGUAGGGUCGGGAGAAGAGUUCCUCAGAGUGCUGCUUCCUCCUUCUACUUUCUGGUCUUAUUUCCCUUCUAGGUUUGCAGUUUCUAGAAUAAUUAUAGUCAGGCAGAACCUGAGCUGAAUCUUCUGAGGGGUCCUCCUGAACAGUAGAGUCGGCUUGUUUUUAGGAUAUGGAGUUCAGCUCCUCACUGAGAAUCUCACAUACACCAUCCUGGUAAAUGGUAGGAUCCAAACAUCUCUCCAGGUGGUUGCAGUAAGAUCGCCGGCAUUAGUCACAAUGUUGUGGCUGAUAAGUUCAAGGAUUUUAAUCACAGAAGAGACCAAAUGGGAAGAGACUCGGUUUAUUUCUUAACCAAGUCACUGAGCCCUAUCGACCAACCGCUUCAUCAGGAUACACUUGAUUACUAAAUCCAUUCUUAGGACCAAGCUUUGAAUAUGUUGAUCUGACUAAACACCAGCUAUACCAUAAAGCUCCAACCAUGAAUAACUCACCUGUGCUUAAAUAAAAAAAA
This is a messenger RNA of Fundulus heteroclitus (mummichog), 1870 nucleotides long. RefSeq names its product phospholipid phosphatase 6 (gene plpp6). NCBI's taxonomy places the organism in Eukaryota, Metazoa, Chordata, Actinopteri, Cyprinodontiformes, Fundulidae. Gene Ontology annotation, molecular function: sphingosine-1-phosphate phosphatase activity. The record is from RefSeq and is a predicted model, not a curated record. Bases 403 to 1257 code for a protein of 284 amino acids. The transcript has 2 exons.